This is a messenger RNA of Ziziphus jujuba (common jujube), 2040 nucleotides long. Its product is annotated as TMV resistance protein N. Lineage: Eukaryota; Viridiplantae; Streptophyta; Magnoliopsida; Rosales; Rhamnaceae. Gene Ontology annotation, molecular function: protein binding; ADP binding. Bases 1 to 2040 code for a protein of 679 amino acids. Gene Ontology annotation, biological process: defense response; signal transduction. The transcript is spliced from 7 exons. The record is from RefSeq and is a predicted model, not a curated record.
AUGGCUUCUUCUUCUUCUUCUUCUCAAGAAAAGCAUGAUGUGUUUCUAAGUUUCAGAGGUGAGGACACCCGUUUUGAUUUUACUAGCAAUCUCUAUCGUGCUUUGCGUGGAAAGAAUAUCCAAACCUACAUGGAUGAUCAAAAGAUUGAAAGUGGCCAUGAAAUCUCACCACAACUUAUGGAAGCGAUUCAGGAAUCUAAGAUUUGCAUAAUAGUUUUGUCCGAAAAUUUUGCAUCAUCGACAUGGUGUUUAGUUGAAUUGGUGCACAUACUUGAAUGCAAAGGAAAUGAGAAUAUUAUAUCGAUUUUUUAUGACAUAGAUCCAUCCAUUACAUGGAAACAAUUGGAUAGUUUUGCAGUAGCAUUUGCAAAACAUGAACAACGCUUUAAGGACGAAAUGGAGAAGGUGAAGCAGUGGAGGGGUGCUCUACAAAAAUUGGCUAAUCUGUGCGAUUAUGAUUCAAAGAAAUUCAGGGAUGAGCAUGAGUUGGUUAAAAAUAUUGCUGAAGAUAUUUUAUUGAAAUUGCGCAAAUAUCAAUUUGCUAAUGGAAGUAGAAUCAUUGUCACAAGUACAAAUAAGCAACUGCUUGUGACAAAGAAUUGUCAAAUUUACCAGUUGAAUGGUUUAGAUCACCGUGAUGCUCUUCAGCUCUCCUGUUUCCAUGCUUUUGGACCAAAUUCACUUGCAACAUGUUAUGAGGCUUUAUUAGAAAGUGUUGCACAUUAUGCAAAGGGCAAUCCAUUAGCUCUUAAAGUCUUUGGUUCUUCCCUUAAGUACAAAAGCGUAGAAGAAUGGAAAAGUGCAUUGGAUAAGCUGAAAACACAUCCAGAUCCUGAAAUUAAAAAAUUGUUGAGAAUAAGUUAUGAUGGAUUAGGCGAUAAAAGCAUCCAGGGUAUUUUUCUUGACAUUGCAUGCUUCUUUAUCAAUCAAAAAGACUGGGAAUGCAUGAUUCAGUGCAACUGGGAAUGCAUGAUUUACUAUGGCAAAUGGCUUGGGCAAUUGCUUGUGAUGAAAGCAAAGAUUGUGGCAAUCGUAGUAGGCUAUGGAAUAAUAAAGAUUCCCGCCAUGUAUUGGAAAGAAAUACAAUACCCCAUUGGAGAAUGCAAUUUCAGAGUCAGUCUUCCUGAUGGGGUUGAGCCUCUUGUUUCGGAUGACCUAAAAUAUUUUCAGUGGGAUACAUACCCUUUGAAAUAUUUGCCAUAUUUUAAUCCCGAGAAUCUUGUUCAACUUAUUAUGCGUGAGAGCCAACUUGAACUUCUUUGGAAUGAAAACCAGCCACUUGAGCUGGUGAAGUUAAAGAAGAUCGAUCUUAGUUAUUCUGAGCACCUUAUGCAAAUACCAAAUUUGUCUCGGCCUAUAAAUCUUGAAGUUUUGAAUCUUCAAGGUUGCAGUAGUUUGGUUCAACUUCCUUCAUUUUUUCAGAAUCUUGGCAAGCUUCAGUUUCUACAUUUGCAGGAUUGCUACAAUCUUGAAGAUGGCUUAGAAAAUCUUCCAAUCAGUGUAAGAAAAUUAUACCUGAGUAGGACAGCAAUUAAAAGAUUACCGGAGAGCAUUUGGAAGUUGAAAUAUCUAGAAUGGUUGGAUCUUUCUUUUUGCCGAAACUUGAGAAGGAUUCCAGAAAUCUCGUGCCAUAUGGAAUUCUUGGUUGAAAUUAAGUUAUAUGGAACAGAGAUUGAAGAGUUGCCGAAGUCAAUUGACAAUCUAACCAUUCUCAAAACUCUAUGUGUUUGGUGGUCGCAUGGAUAUGAUAGUGGAUGCAAUAAGAUGAGUAAGUUUCUUCCAAACAGCCUAUGUAAAUUAUUGCAUCUUCAAUAUUUGUACCUUGGGAAAUGUUCAUCACUUGAAGAAUUGCCUCCCCUUCCACAUGGUUUGCGUACAUUGAAUAUAGAAAAAUGCGAGAUACUGAAAUCGUUAGGAGAGCUUCCGUCAUCUUUAUUUCGUUUGUCUGCAAAGGAAUGUUCAUCAAUCGAAGAAUUGCCUCCCCUUCCACAUGGUUUGCAAUUAGGGGUGGGCAUGGAUGGGCAAAUUGUGAGAAAUUGA